Molecule: messenger RNA, 1168 nt
Organism: Pollicipes pollicipes
Lineage: Eukaryota; Metazoa; Arthropoda; Thecostraca; Pollicipedomorpha; Pollicipedidae
Product: molybdenum cofactor biosynthesis protein 1-like
Biological process (GO): Mo-molybdopterin cofactor biosynthetic process
Molecular function (GO): metal ion binding; 4 iron, 4 sulfur cluster binding; cyclic pyranopterin monophosphate synthase activity
Source: RefSeq, a predicted model, not a curated record
CCGCGCGAGGAGCGGGGGUGGCGUGGUUGGUUUGUGGUGUAGAUAAAGGCAAUAUAUAAAUUUAGUUCAGAAUUAUACACUGUGAAAAGCAUUGUAUUAGACUCGACGUCGAGUUUAAUAUGAGGGUGCAAAUUUUGUCAAGUCAUAAGCUCUUUGUGAGAUCAUGCCUGAAUCAGGCCCCCUCAGCUCAUGUUCCACUAGGCAUGAGGGGCAUGGCAGGUGAUGCAUCCAGGAUCAAAGAACCUAAAAAGCAUGCCAGACUGGAAGCCCUGCGGGCACAAGAAUUGGCACCGUUGAGCAACUUCUUGACGGACAGCUUUGGCCGGUUCCAUGACUACCUGCGUAUCUCGCUCUCAGAGCGCUGCAACCUCAGAUGCCAGUAUUGCAUGCCCGAGGAGGGCGUGCCGCUGACGCCCAAGUCGCACCUGCUCACUGCUGAGGAGGUCGUGCGGCUGGCCGGCCUGUUCGCCGCCGCCGGCGUCACCAAGGUCCGGCUGACGGGCGGCGAGCCUCUGGUGCGCGCUGACCUCGCAGACGUCAUCGCUGGCCUCAAAGCCAUUCCCGGCAUCCAGUGGGUCGCCAUGACGACCAACGCUGUUGUGCUGCACCGCCGCCUGGCGGCGCUGCAGGCAGCCGGUCUUGACGCAAUCAACAAGCUGGACACCCUGGUGCCGGCCAAGUUCGAGCUGAUCACACGUCGGCGCGGCUUCCAUCGCGUUUGGCAGAGCAUUCAGACGGCAUUGGCAGCGGGGUACGACCCGGUCAAGCUGAACUGCGUCGUUAUGCGCGGCGUCAACGACGAGGAGCUGGAGGACUUCGUGGCGCUGACGGAGACGUUCCGGCUGGACGUGCGCUUUAUCGAGUACAUGCCGUUCGACGGCAACCGCUGGAACGACCGCAAGAUGGUGCCGUACGCUGAGAUGCUGGAGCGGCUGCAGCAGCGCUGGCCCGAGCUGCGCCGCAUCUCCGACCGCGCCAACGACACGUCCAAGGCGUACCAGGUGCCGGGCUGGGCGGGGCAGGUGGGCUUCAUCACGUCCAUGUCGGAGCACUUCUGCGGCAGCUGCAACCGACUCCGGCUGACGGCCGACGGCAACCUCAAGGUCUGCCUCUUCGGCAACGCGGAGGUCUCGCUCAGGUUAGUGAUUUGCUGACACUGCGAGGGGGA